AUGUCGGAUACAGGUUCGUCCCCACGCAAAAGUCUGUCAGAACGCCGAACCAGCUUCAGCUCCAUCCGAUCGCGGCUACGCAAACCCAGUCUCAAGAGUGAACAGAGAAGGUCCCUGGGCGAGGACGAUGAUGCCAGCGCCCUCGACGUUCCGGCCGAUCACGGAGAAGCGCGCUCCAAGCGCUUCUCAUCCGCAUCAGAUCGCUCCAUUCCACCGGUACCGCCUCUUCCUCCACGCUCACCCAACGCUGGUCUCGGACCUGGGAGUCCUUCUCAUCUUCAAGCCAGCCCAUCGCGGGCAAGCUUCAAAGCUGCCAUGCCUGACUCACCAACCCCCAACAAGCGCGCCUCCAUGAUCAGUAACGCUUCUUCCUCCAGGAAAGAACAGCCCGCUCAAGGCGACGUCUCCGCGCUUGCCCAGACUACGCUCGGUAUGACACUCGGCGCACAUGAAUCCGAAGAAGCUCGUCCCGACAUCGAUCCUAGGGGCUACGACGCGCAAGCCGCUUUCAAAGAGACAAUUCCCUUGACCAUGCUCUUCUUUGCCGGAACGCUCGUAGCAGCACUCGUGCUGGCAAGAUACAGCAUCGUGGCGGCUGCUCUGAUAUCUGGCUGCAGCGGUCACAUUCUCUACAAGAAGCUCAACGAGAGAGGAGACGAUGCCAAGUGGGCGCUCGAGAUGGAAGCGUCAGCGAGACGCCUUGCCAUGCCUGGUGCAGGCGAAGAGUCGGUCGAAUGGCUCAACAAGGCGCUUGCCACCGCAUGGCCUCUCAUCAAUGCCGACUACUUUGCUCCCUUCAUCGACCUCCUCGAGGACAGUCUAAUGACACAGGUGCCUGGUAUUGUCCACAGCGUCCGCGUCGAUGAUAUGGACCAGGGCUCCAUUCCCUUGCGCGUCAAAAGCUUCCGCGUCCUGCCCUCGGACGACCGCGCCUUUCUCAAAGGUGCCGUAGCUCAAGCGCACAAAGAUGCUGGCAAGUCAGCGGCCGAUGCCCCGCCGAUGCAUCAGACGGAAAGCGACGAUGACCAAGAAAAUGUGGACGUGGGCGACUUUGUCAACCUCGAAGUCACCUUCGCCUACCGAGGAGCGGCUCCCAAGAAAGGCAUGUUCCGAUCCACCACCAACACAAACUCUGGACCGCUCAACACAUCAGGUCCCGUUGCAGCUGACGCCAACGAUGGCGACGAAGACGACGCUGAGCUCCAGGAUCUGCCGACAGAAAGAAUCCAUUUGCUUCUCAACCUCAGCGUGGGUCUUCAGAAGCUUGCCGCUGUGUCCAUCCCUGUGUGGAUCGAGAUGGUUGGCAUCGAAGGCAAAGCGCGUGUCCGUCUGCAGAUGACGCCGGUAGCUCCAUUUGUUAAGUCCGCAGCUCUGACGUUCGUCGGAGCACCCACACUCGAGAUGUCCGCCAAGCCUCUGGGCAAGAAGAUGGUCAUCGACGCCAUGAAUCUGCCCUUCAUGUCUACAUACGUGCUUCACGCAGUCGAGGACGUCAUCAAAGGCUUCAUCGCGCCGCUGUCCUACACCAUCGACGUCGCUGGCCUCCUAGGAGCAGGCGAUGGCCCGCAGGACGUCUAUGCGCUCGGUGUCAUUUGCUUCGUGCUUCACCAGGCAGACGACCUCGCUGCAGCGGACUCCAAUGGUCAGAGCGAUCCCUUCGUGCAGGCUUCGUUCGCCCGAGCAGGCAAGCCGCUCUUCACGUCUCGCAUCGUUCGAAAGAAGCGCGACGCCGUUUGGCAAGAGACCGGGUUUCUGCUUGUCUCACCGGAUGAGGUGCGCGACCACGAUCGUCUGCGGUUCACGGUGUUCGACGCCGACCGCUUCUCGGCGGACGACCCGCUUGGCAAGGUCGAGAUCUCACUGCAUCGCCUCAUCCACAAAUUCCGUCCAGGCGGCGAAGCCCGCAGCACCAAUCUGCUCGAAACGCGGACAGACAAGCUGCUGCCGAUGAGAAAGGGCAAUGCAGUGCAAGGAACGCUCAAGUACAGCGUUGGCUUCUUUGGUCUCGCCCAUGCUCCCGGCACCGGUCAUGCUCCUUCCCGACGCAAACUACUUCAAGGCACAUCAACCACAGUCAAGAACGAGAGCGACGACAUCGACCUAGUCUCUCCGAUCGACGGCAAGCGCAAAGCAGACGACAAAGACGACAGCGCUGGCUUGUUGCCCGCGUCUGGCAAGCUGGAGGACGAACCGACCGAGUCUGCUGCCGACUCGGAUCUCAGUGCCUAUAUGACCGGCUUCGACAAAUUCGUUCAUGGCCUCGGCCUGCCAAUGGACGACGAUGUCCUCCGCCAGAGGAAGCAGCGCAAAGCUCGUGUUCAGAAGCUGGCCACCAUGAUUGAAGGUGCAAAACAGGCCACGGCUCAUCCACCUUUGGCUGAGCUGCCGUCAGGUAUUCUCGCGUUCCACAUUCAUUCAAUCACGGGUCUCGAGGUGCCUUCUACACAACGAUCGCUGGGUACCUCCAAGAGGCUGUCUGCAAAGCCAAGGCAUGGGCUUGCGCCAACCGACGAGAAGCAGGCCGAAGGUGGCGCUGGCGGCAAGCUGCCGUCGUCGUACGUGCAGGUGUUCCUGAACGACGAGGCCAUCUUCCGCACUCGAACCAAGACAUUGAACCCGCGGCCUUACAUCAAUGCAGGCAGCGAGCGCUUCAUCGGCGACUGGACGACCGCAAGGUUGGACUUUGCAGUGCGCGAUGCUCGUAUGCGCGAAGGCGAUGCGAUCCUGGGUUGCGUCGGUCUGCAAUUGGCAGAUGUCCUGACGAAGAGCAGCCGCUCGACUGGCUGGUACACGCUCACUGGUGGUCUCGGCUACGGCAAGAUUCGCAUCACGUUGCUGUUCCGUAGCGUCGAGCUUUCGGUGCCACGUCCGCUGCGUGGCUGGAACGUGGGUAUCGUCGAGAUUGCCAAGGUCAAGGUCACGGGUGUGCCGCAGUCUUUGCUCGACAAGAAAGCAUGCCACCUUUCGGUGGAGACAGUCGGCGGCAAGACAAGCACGGACGACACCCUGCCUGUUGAUGACUACGAGUCCGGUGCGGGCGACGCAGCUACCGUUAGCUAUGACUGGCCGCUCAAAGAGCCCAUCCGCUUGCCUGUCCGACAGAGGUAUCCCAACUCGCUGUACCUGAGUCUGCGGACCGACUCACGCUUGCCGGGACGCUCGCAUCACCAUGCGUGGGCGUUCGUGCCACUCAAUCGAGUUGCCGACGAGAUGCGCAUCCAACGUCGGAUUCGCUUGUUCGAGACGUCGGACUGGGACGAGGUGGAGCAGGACGUGUUGCGCGCCACGAGCGAUCCGAAGCUGCUGCAGACGCAAGACGAUUCCGUCAAGUCCAAGCUGCUGCCCGUACUGGAAGAUGUCUGCCACACGGGAUCUGCCACGAUCUCCGACGAGGCGCUCCGAGCUGCCAAUCUCAAAGCUGUGGGCUGGAUCGAGAUCGACAUGAUCUUCCACCGAGGCAUUGCCCCAGAGCACCGAUCCUGCACCGCUGGCGAUUCCGAAAUGCGUUUCGCAUUCGAGUCGUACAUGACGCUGCUUGACGCAGGCGAACGAGCGCGACCUCGCACGCUAGCCUCCGAACGACGAUCCCCCAGCAAAGCCGCCUCCACCCACCGCAGAACCGCAUCCAACACCUCCGACCUCGGCCUCUCCACCUCGCAAUCCGCCCAAUUCGGAGAAGACGUCGGCGACGACGACGACUCGCUCUACGCACAAUCGCUCACCGAAUCGCAGCUCGACGAAUUGGCCUCCGACGCCGACUCGGACAGCCCAGAAGGCCGCCGUGCCCAAGCCCGGGCUCUGCACAGAAACCAGCGCGGCGCCGCCCAGAUCAAAGGCUUCCGCACGUUGACAUGGAUGAAGACCAACGCCGAGGAUAGCAUGGCCAAGAUGAAACGCCAGUUCGAGAGUAAGAAGUCCAAGCGGAUCGGCAAGAUGGAGGCUGAGGGGAUUUCACAUUUCUGA
This is a messenger RNA of Kalmanozyma brasiliensis GHG001, 3963 nucleotides long. Its product is annotated as C2 domain protein. The record is from RefSeq and is a predicted model, not a curated record. The coding region runs from base 1 to 3963 and encodes 1320 amino acids. The transcript has a single exon. NCBI's taxonomy places the organism in Eukaryota, Fungi, Basidiomycota, Ustilaginomycetes, Ustilaginales. Gene Ontology annotation, molecular function: lipid binding.